Boeremia exigua is the source of this 852-nucleotide messenger RNA. Its product is annotated as carbon-nitrogen hydrolase. The transcript is spliced from 2 exons. The record is from RefSeq and is a predicted model, not a curated record. Bases 1 to 852 code for a protein of 283 amino acids. Lineage: Eukaryota; Fungi; Ascomycota; Dothideomycetes; Pleosporales; Didymellaceae. Gene Ontology annotation, molecular function: hydrolase activity, acting on carbon-nitrogen (but not peptide) bonds, in linear amides.
AUGCCUCUAGCCGCAGUAGGACAAAUCUGCUCCACCGCCGACCUCACGCACAACCUGCAGCAAUGCCAGCGCCUCGUCAAGAAAGCCUCAGAAGCCGGCGCCGCCGUGCUCUUCCUCCCGGAGGCCUCGGACUACAUCAACACCAACCCGGCCCUGAACCUCUGCAAAUCCGUCGAAGACUCCGAAUUCGUCCAGGGCCUGCUCCAAGCCGCCAAACAGUACCGCCUGCCCAUCCACGUCGGCAUCCACGAGCCCGCGCACGGCUCCAAGACCGCAAACACGCUGAUCUGGAUCAACGAGGAGGGCGCGAUUACCCACCGGUACCAGAAACUGCACUUGUUUGAUGUCGACAUCGCCGGCGGGCCGUCGCUGCAGGAGAGCCGCAGUGUGGAGCCCGGGGCCGAGCUGCCCGCGCCGUUCGACUCGCCGCUGGGCCGCAUCGGCCCGCAGAUCUGCUUCGACAUGCGGUUUCCGGAGCCGGGGCUGGCGUAUUCGCGGCGCGGCGCGCAUGUGGUGACGUAUCCGUCGGCGUUUACGACGGCGACGGGGCGCGCGGGGCAUUGGCAUACGCUGUUGCGCGCGAGGGCGAUUGAGACGCAGAGCUAUAUUGUUGCGGCGGCGCAGGUGGGGAAGCAUGAUGAGGAGGGGAAGAGGCAUAGUUAUGGGCAUAGCUUGAUUGUGGAUCCGUGGGGGAAGGUUGUGGCGGAGCUGGGGGGCGAGGAGGAUGAGAAGGGGCGGGGGCUGGAUGAUGGGGAGAUUGCGGUCGCGGAGAUUGAUAUCGAGUAUGUGGAGAAGAUUCGGAGGGAGAUUCCGUUGCUGAGACGGGCAGACGUGUAUCCUGAGCUGAAGUAG